AUGGCUUUGAAGUUGAUUUUGGAGAUGUCUAUGCUGUUUUCCGGGCUGUGUUUGUAUUGGUACAAUUCUGGCGAUUUGAAUGAGGUUGUUCCCAAGGAGAGGUAUUCUGGUGUGAAGGUGUUUCAAGUCUCUGUGGACGAUGUUUUUGGAGUGCAGGUAUUUGACUACCUGGAGACACUUGAGAAAGAAGAAGUCUUUGUGUUGGAACGAAAUGGGGACGCUGUUUUUGCGAGCUUUGGAAAGCACCGAGAGCAGGUCGCCGUUUUUGCAAAAGGAGAGCAAAACAGAAUAGCAGAGUUCGUUACUGUGGAUUUCGGCAAAGAAAUGGUAUGUCUCCACCAAAAACGGGUGGGGCUGAAGUCUUUUCAAAGUGGAGUAUUCGUUCAAAGAGUUGAACAACGACAUUUGAAGAUGGCACCUCCUGAUCCUUCGUCAAUUUUGUCUUCGACCACGACACACGAGUCUGGUGGGGCAAACUCCUGGUUCAUGUCCUGUUUGUUUCCAAUAAACUCGAGAGACGCAGCCCGCUCUUCGGUCUCGGUCGUCGACCCGGCGCAAGUGGCAAACACUUCUGACACGUUGAAAUCGUCGUGGUUGCUCAAACGGCUGUUUGAUUCGUUCACAGACGCCAUUGUGGAACAGUCCAACGAGGCAGGAAUACCAAGCAACCGCAGCAAAUCGAUGAUUUCGUACUGCAUUUCGCCGUUUGCUCUGUUCUGCAUGCUGACGGCGACUCUUUUGAACAGGAUCGUGAUUUUUGCAAGCACCAGAUCCAGCAGAAGACUCCCGAAAGUGUCCAAGGUGAUUCUGCGGUUGACUGCGAUUUACCUGCUACUGGAGGGCAGUUACGGCGUUCUAUCGUCUCUAAAGCAUUACACACGCACACCAUUGCUCAAGAAACUGAUUCCGUCCUACUACAACUUCGAUGAGUCGAAGUUCCACACAUACACCUUUUUUGGCAUAAGUUACAGUGCACAGUACUUUGAGCGCACCAUCAUUAACAGCGAGGGGAAAUUUGUGUUGCACGGUCCCACUCCGUCUGUUCUCAAGCCAUUCUACUUUUCGCUGUGUCUCAGCCAGAUUUUCGAGACUUUUAUCGCUGUCACUGGCGGAACAGAGCCCUGUAUUGAGAACGGACUCACUCUGUUUGAGUACUCGCUAGCGUUUCAGGAAGUGCAGUCCGCCAACCGGCCGUCUGUUGAGCUUCUGUUGAUUGCCGUCAUUGCGUUGGUCCACCAGCUGAACAUCCAUAUUCUCGGAUUGUUCAAUCGCCAGAACUACAGACUAAUCUUCUCCAUGCUGGUUGGGUCCUUCACAUUGGCACUGUACCUCAAGAUCAUCUUCACGGGACGGCUCUCAUUCAUUCCGUUCACCGUGAUCAUGGGAUACCUGCCCCAGAUGAUAACUUUGCUGGUCAUUUUGUCAAGUCUGGUGAUAUUUCUGCUGGCUGCUCUGUUCAAAGGCUCUUUUGCCGACCUCACGUUCAGCGCUCUCACCAGCCACAUUGACUCGAUCGAGAUCUCGCUGGCCGACGACUUCUACACCGCGCUAAUCAACCUGGGCUCGUUUGUGAUCAAUGCGGCCUCCAAACAGAGCUACGUGAAGGAAUACGACCAGAUACUGGUUCCUGCCACCACUUUCCUCGAAGCCGAGGCGUUGCAGUCCGGCUACGGCCGCAAGAUCGACAACCACCCCGAACUCGCCGCGCACCAGGUCCAGCAGCUCAAGAAACGCCCGCGGAUGUGGAUGGUGGCGCGGCGUGUGCGCGACAUGCGCAGUCUACUGUCUGGAUUCGCCAAAAUGUCCACAGAGAUGGUUUUGGGCCGGCUACCGCUGGCAACGGAGGACGACGUAGCAAGCGAUAUUCGCGAAGAGGACUGGCGCAUUUUCCACGAACGCAACCGCCAGCUUCUGGCCGCAGAGGCCGUCAAUCUGGACGAGAUCGCCGAAACAGAGCUUCAACAGGAUUACGCAAGAUUGAUACUUGGCAGCCAGAUCUCCGAGAUCGACAACUCCGCAGACUACGAGCCUGUCUCAGAGGCCAGCGAGAGCGAGUGGGAGACUGACGACGAGCCGGUGGAGUCCGAAAUCGGCCAGCUGUUAUCGCCAGAAGACAUUGGCUCGCUCCUUAAUCCUCAAUCUACAGAAGAGAUCCAAUUUGCACGAAUUCUCCAACAACACCUCCACGCACCGUCCACAUUGACCAGACGCCGGUUCCACCAAAACUACACGCCAGAACUGCAGCUGUGGGACGUGAUCAGAGAGAAACGGGCCCCAAACUACGACGACCUGGGCAGCUGCGUGAUUUGUCACGUGAACGCGCGGCAGGGUGCUGCUUUUUGGGAAACCAUCUGUGGAGAACACGGUUUGGCCUCAGACGGAACUUACCACGGAACCGAUGAUAUUCAGAAAUCCAGACUCAACGUUUACUACAACGAAGCUAGCAGCGGAAAAUACGUGCCAAGAGCAGUCUUGGUCGAUUUGGAGCCAGGCACGAUCGACACUGUCAAGUCGUCAGAAUUCGGUAACUUGUUCAGACCAGAUAACCUCAUAUACGGUCAAUCUUCGGCCGGCAACGUUUGGGCCAAAGGUCACUACACCGAGGGAGCCGAGCUGGUUGACUCUGUGUUAGACGUUGUUAGAAGAGAGGCCGAAGGUUGCGACUCGCUCCAAGGUUUCCAGAUCACCCAUUCCUUGGGUGGUGGUACCGGUUCUGGUAUGGGUACUCUUUUGAUCUCCAAGAUUAGAGAAGAGUUCCCAGAUAGAAUGAUGGCCACUUUCUCUGUGAUGCCUUCUCCAAAAGUCAGCGACACUGUUGUUGAGCCUUAUAAUGCUACCUUAUCUAUCCACCAGCUGGUUGAGAACUCGGACGAGACCUUCUGUAUCGACAACGAGGCUUUGUACGACAUCUGCCAGAGAACUUUGAAAUUGAACCAACCAAAUUACAGCGACUUGAACCACCUUGUUUCGUCUGUUAUGUCUGGUGUCACCACCUCGCUGCGUUUCCCAGGACAAUUGAACUCCGACCUGAGAAAGCUUGCUGUGAACCUUGUGCCAUUCCCAAGAUUGCACUUCUUCAUGGUUGGUUACGCUCCAUUGACCUCGAUUGGAUCGCAGUCGUUCAGAUCGUUGACUGUUCCAGAACUGACACAACAAAUGUUCGAUUCCAAGAACAUGAUGGCCGCUUCUGACCCAAGAAAGGGUAGAUACCUGACUGUCGCUGCUUUCUUCAGAGGUAAGGUUUCUGUGAAGGAGGUUGAGGACGAGAUGCACAAGGUGCAAACCAAGAACUCUGACUACUUUGUGGAAUGGAUUCCAAACAACGUCCAAUCUGCCGUUUGUUCUGUUGCUCCUAAGGACCUGGACAUGUCUGCUACGUUUAUUGGAAACUCCACUUCUAUCCAGGAGCUGUUCAGAAGAGUGGGAGACCAGUUCAGUGCCAUGUUCAGAAGAAAAGCGUUCUUGCACUGGUACACUUCUGAAGGUAUGGACGAGAUGGAAUUCACCGAAGCCGAAUCCAACAUGAACGACCUUGUGAGCGAGUACCAGCAGUACCAGGACUCCAACGACAUCGACGAAGAAUUGGACUAUGCGGACGAAGCUCCAUUGGAGGACAUGCUUGAGUAA
Molecule: messenger RNA, 3627 nt
Organism: Ogataea philodendri
Lineage: Eukaryota; Fungi; Ascomycota; Pichiomycetes; Pichiales; Pichiaceae
Exons: 5
Coding region: 1-3627 (1208 amino acids)
Biological process (GO): microtubule cytoskeleton organization; mitotic cell cycle
Cellular component (GO): microtubule; cytoplasm
Molecular function (GO): structural constituent of cytoskeleton; GTP binding; GTPase activity
Source: RefSeq, a predicted model, not a curated record